This is a messenger RNA of Fraxinus pennsylvanica, 534 nucleotides long. Lineage: Eukaryota; Viridiplantae; Streptophyta; Magnoliopsida; Lamiales; Oleaceae. The record is from the annotation of a GenBank genome assembly.
AUGUCCCAGGUUGACCAAAGCCAAGAUUUAUUUGAGGUGGUUAUGCAGAUUAAAAGGGUAAGCGGCAAAGAGUUCCUGGGCUCGUUUUUCACUAUUGCUUCCAGUAUGUGGCUGAGUAGAAAUAAAAAACUUUAUGAAGGCAAGAGUUUAAACAUGAGCUCUACCAUAGAACAUGCUAUUUCGAUGCUACAUUUGUUUAAAGGAGUCAAAACUCAAUCGGGCUCUGCUUUGAAUAGCUUUUGUGCUUGGAAAGCUCCUCCGACAAAUUUUUUGAAACUGAAUGUAUAUUGUGCGACUUUUCAUCACCUUCACAAAGCGAGGAUUGGUGUUGUUCUAAGGGGCCAAGCAGGAAAGGUGUUAAUGGCUGCCUCAAAAAGAGAACGGGAAGUGGCUGAUCCAGAAAUUGUAGAGUUUCUUGCUGUACUUCGAGGGCUUCAGCUUAUUAUGCCGAUGGGAAUAUAUCAUUUAGUCAUUGAAUCAGAUUGCCUCUUAGUUGUUUCACAGCUCAAUGACGCCGAAUCUAUUACCAUGUGA